Molecule: messenger RNA, 1831 nt
Organism: Raphanus sativus (radish)
Lineage: Eukaryota; Viridiplantae; Streptophyta; Magnoliopsida; Brassicales; Brassicaceae
Exons: 4
Coding region: 358-1500 (380 amino acids)
Biological process (GO): multicellular organism development
Source: RefSeq, a predicted model, not a curated record
AAUUGCAAGUUCGAACCCUCUCUCUCUUUUCUCUCUGCCGCGAUUUAAUUUCUACAAGAUUCCAAACAAAGAGAUUUGAUAGAAAGUGAGAUUUGCAAAAUUUAUUCUCUUCCUCCUCUAGUCCUCUCUUAUCAUUAAUACACAUAUACUCUGUCCAUCUCUCUCUCUCUCUUAGCUUCAUGGCAUCUUCGGUCUCCGACCAUUCAUUGACUUCUCGAUCUCUGGUCUCCAUCUAAGUACUAAGAAACCCUAAUUUAUUCUUUUCUCCUCCUUCUCCACUCAUGUUGAGAUCAUCAGAAACGCUUCGUAUCCCUCCUAUCCGGCUUUCUUUGGCUAUUCCUGUCAUCAGAUUCCGCCAUGGUUCCUGAUGCUGAAUCCUCCACAGCUCUUCUUCUCUCAUGUGGGUUUUCUAGUAGUUUCGAUUUUAUGAGGUUAUUACAAAGGGCUCAUCACUUCUCUGCCGUCUCAGAGGACGACGACAACGAAGACAUUCGCUUAGGAUCUGAUCAUCACGUAAAAGAUAAACAUCACCAAGUUUGUAGGAGAGAUUGUACUUUCAUGGCCGAUCAAGAAGAGCCGAGGAGUACUACUUCUAGGUUAAGCUCCAAGGAAUACGACGACAACAACAAUAAUGAUAACGCCAACAAUGAAGCCGAAGAUCAUGAGAUGAGACAAGAAGGCUGGCUCCGGUUAAGCACAGGCCACGAGGAUGAUGUUAAACCAAAUCUUGACCAUCGGCAACAACAUCAAACCGAUCCAACGGAUAGGGGAGACUCUUUUCUAGAGCUUAACCUUUUCUCUGGCGGUUCAAAUAGAGAUGAAGGAGUUGGUCUACCAUCAAUGCCAUCCCUCUUUCAUCAUCAGCAUCAGCCAAGAGGGAUGAUUAAUCCAUUGAUGUUCCCUACCAGGUCUGAUCAGGAGAUGAUUGGUUCUUGGGCGGCUGCCUUUAGAACACCUUUUGUUCCACAAAACUUAGUGCAACCAUCAUCAUCAUCAUCAUCAUCUGCUUCUUUGAUGAUGCCAUUGGUAGGACCCUACUUUGGCCGCUCCAAUUUUCAACAGCAGUUAAUAGGGAAUAAUAAUAAUAAUCCGGAUGUUGUGGCUGGUCCAAGCUCGAGUUUUCGAGUCGUUGAUCCUCCUAGACGACCCCAUUCCGGCGUUUGGUUCCUCCUUCAAGCUUCUCAAAACCAGACAAGAGAACCAUUCUUGCCUCAGAUACCAAAGAGCUACUUGAGAAUCAAGGACGGGAAGAUGACUAUUCGACUACUGAAAAAAUAUUUGGUGAAUAAGUUGCGAUUGGAGCACGAAUCCCAGGUAGAGAUAAGAUGCAGAGGGCAAGAACUGGAGCAAGUGUUGACACUACAACACGUGAGAGAUGCAAUAUGGAGAGGAAGCAGAGAAAAUUCUUCUACUAUUUCACAAAACCUUACUUUGCUUCCAAAUUCAUCUACCUCUGAUCAUCUCAUGGUCCUCCAUUAUGGAAGGAGUACUCAUUCUUAAUUAUAUGAUUCUAUAAUACUUAUUCUCUAUUUUAUUAUAACACCAUAUUAUUCUCAAGAAAAAUAACUGCCCACCCUCUCUUCUUUUAACUCAAAAUUCCCACCUUCUUCAAUUGUUUUCCCCCCUGUUUUUUUUUUGGCGGCUGCUUUCGAUUAUAUAUAUCUUUGGUGAGAUUUGAGGAAUGUUCGAUCAAGAAUGAAAGAGAGUAUCUAAUUGAUCGUUAGGAGUAUGCAUGUCCCGGUUGGUGUUUUUAUUGUUGUAUCUUCUGGGGUUGUGAGUAACAUUAACGCAUGAAAAAGUAUUCGUAUUUAUAUACAAUAUUUUCAUGCUA